Osmerus eperlanus (European smelt) is the source of this 2517-nucleotide messenger RNA. RefSeq names its product unconventional myosin-XV-like. Lineage: Eukaryota; Metazoa; Chordata; Actinopteri; Osmeriformes; Osmeridae. The record is from RefSeq and is a predicted model, not a curated record. The transcript has 17 exons. Gene Ontology annotation, cellular component: cytoskeleton. The coding region runs from base 160 to 2004 and encodes 614 amino acids.
GCUGCAGGCAGCAGACAACGGUGGGGCUGGUCCUGAAGAGCGAGCACCUGUACCUCACCUCCUCCAGAGCCCCUCAGAUCUCUGCCAUGAUCCGCCUCUUCCUCCAGGAGCUCAUACAGGGUUCAGAUCAUGUGAUCGCUCUGAAGAGCUAUGUGACAGAUGAUAAGAGCCUGCUCAGCUUCCGCAAGGGUGAGAUCAUCAGCCUGCUGCCCAUGGAGCAUCUGCAGCCAGGGUGGUGUUUCGGGUCCCUGGGAGGGGCGUUCCGGACUCUUCCCCGAUGACCUCAACCCAGCCCUGCGCCGCCCCCGACUACCACAACUACCACCUGGGUCGCCGCGAGAACAGGAGGAAGAGCAUGAGGACGGCCCGCCCCCUCGCCACCAAAGUCCCCGCACCUGGCCUCGCCCUGGCCCCCGCCCCUGGCCCCAUCCUUGGCUCCGCCAGCCCAGCAGGGAGGGGUCAAUCCAGGGGUCAAUCCUAGGGUCAGUCCAGGGGUCGGAGAUUGAGAUCCUUCAGUACUUGAUGAUGGACUUUGCCAUGAGAUACUUCAGAGAUGCUGCCACAAGCAGAGACGUGUCCAAACUGGUGGAGCACACAGAGGUCCCCAUCAGUGAGUCUCUCAUUUUCUUCUUAGACCCUGAGCUGAAAGAACUGGCUGUCCAGUCCUUUUUGAGUGUAAUGAUGUUCAUGGGAGACCUGACCAUGAAGAAUGAGCUCUCAGAAGGAGACUGUAUCAAACACAUUGUGCUGCUGGGGAAGGAGAAGGAAUUCCUGAGAGAUGAGAUCUACUGCCAGAUCAUCAGACAGACCACCAACAACCCCCACAGGGAGAGCUGUACUCUGGGCUGGCGUCUCCUGAACCUGGUGACGGGGUUCUUCCCCUGCUCCUCCACCCUCAAACCAUACGCCAGCCGCCACUUGCGAGACAUCAGCCAGAACCCCACUCACCCCUACCAAAAGCUGGCCCGUGUGUGUGAGGACAACCUGAAGCGCUCCCUGACGCAUGGCGGCCGCAGACAUGUCCCCUCCCACUUAGAGCUGGAUGCCCUGCUGGCUGGCAGGAGUACUCGUCGUUUCCCCAUCCAGUUCCCAGGAGGGGUGGAGUUCCCCUGCAAGAUCCGCAGCUUCAGUGUGGCGCUAGAGAUUGUCCAGGAGCUCUGUUUUGAGAUGGGCAUCCAGGAUCCUUCAGAAGUUCAGGAGUUCUUCAUCCACGCCACCAGGGGCCACGAUGGGAUGGUGCGUCCCAUCCACCCGGCUGAGUACCUGUUUGACUUCCUGCUGGACGACGGCUCCAUUGGUCUCUCCUUCCGCCGGCUCGUCUGGACACACCCCCUGACCUUUCCCAAUGACAUCUACAUCGAGUUCCACUACCAUCAGGUGCUGGGUGACUACCUGGAUGGGAAGCUGCUACUUCCAGGUUCGGACUCCGCCCUCUCCAAACAGCUGGCCAAGCUGAGUGCCCUUCAACACCUGGCCCUGGGCCUGCAACACCAGCCCUCUGCGGCGGAGUUGAAGGACUACCUCCCCGGACAGACAGGGGGCAGCACCAGCCAAAAGCUGCUGCCCUCCUGCCUCUCCCAGCUGGCCGCCAUGGCCUCCCUCGGCCCUAGCGAUGCCAAACGAGCCGUCCUGGAUGAGCUGUGCUCCCUGCCUCUGUUCGGCACCAACAUCUUCAUGGCCCAGAAGGUCAGCCAGCGUACCUGCCCCUCCCCCUGCGUGGUCGCCGUCGGCCAGGAGGGGGUGCUGUUCUGCCAACCCAAAACACAGGUCAGAGUGUUUGUGAUCCCCCUGGCCGACGUGCUGUCCCUGCGCUCCGUCCGCCCCAAGAAAGACAAAGUGCCAGUGGUGGAGGUGAAGUACGGCAGCCCAGCCCACCCAAAAAGCAUCAGUAUCCACCUCAAACAGGCCAAGGAGCUGUGCCACAUCUUAGCUGUCAUCAUGGAAGAACUGGUGCGACCUCCCAUCAACAGCUCCAUAUCCAGCUUCACAGAGUUCACCCACUAACACACACACACACAUGCAGCAUUCACCCACUAACACACACACACAUGCAGCAUUCACCCACUAACACACACACACACACACACACACACACAUGCAGCAUUCACCCACUAACACACACACACACACAUGCAGCAUUCACCCACUAACACACACACACACACACACACACACACACACACACACACACACACACACACACACACAUGCAGCAUUUACCCACUAACACACACACACAUGCAGCAUUUACCCACUAACACACACACACAUGCAGCAUUCACACACUAGCACACACCCUCUAGAUUAGAACACACAUGCACCUUAAAGGUUAGUUUGUCUGGUGUUAAGUUAUAGGAGCAGAAACAGCUGCUGCAAUCAUCACACCUUCCUCUAAAGCACAGGAGUAUUUAUAUGAGCCACACACUGAUAGUAAACAAGCUAAAAAUGAGCUGUAUCUACUUUUAAAAUUCCAAACUGUUUGAUGACCAACGAAUGUAUAAUUUUGUACAUUGUCAU